Messenger RNA from Oncorhynchus masou masou (cherry salmon), 3462 nucleotides. Its product is annotated as transketolase-like. Gene Ontology annotation, biological process: pentose-phosphate shunt, non-oxidative branch. Gene Ontology annotation, molecular function: thiamine pyrophosphate binding; transketolase activity. The record is from RefSeq and is a predicted model, not a curated record. Gene Ontology annotation, cellular component: extracellular exosome; endoplasmic reticulum membrane. The transcript has 14 exons. The coding region runs from base 246 to 2138 and encodes 630 amino acids. NCBI's taxonomy places the organism in Eukaryota, Metazoa, Chordata, Actinopteri, Salmoniformes, Salmonidae.
CAUGCACCCUGUCCUCUUUCUCCUCCUUCUUCUGUGUGUGUGUGUGUGUGCGUGUGUGUGUGUGUGUACUCUCACUAGGGAUAAAUCCUGCCUCUCCUCCUUUCUAUCCCUCUUCUCUUUGCCACUCACACACACGAGCAGGGCUCCCGCUGCCAAACCUCACUCACAUACAAAUACACACACAGCCCAGCCUCUGUGCAGUCUAGUCCACAUUGGUUAUUUUGGUGCUUUGACAUUUUGCAUUCAUGGAGGACUACCACAAACCCGACCAGCAGACAGUGCAGACGCUCAGGAACAUCGCCAACCGCCUCCGGAUCAACUGCAUCAAGGCUACCACUGCAACGGGCAGCGGACACCCUACAUCAUGCUGCAGCGUGGCAGAAAUCAUGUCUGUCCUGUUCUUCAACACAAUGAAGUACCGCACAGAGGACCCCAAGAAUAUCAACAACGACCGCUUCAUCCUCUCUAAGGGUCAUGCCGCCCCAGCCCUGUACUCCAUGUGGACAGAGACUGGCUUCCUGAAGGAGAGUGAGCUGCUCUCUCUGUGCCAGGUGGAGUCCAACCUGGAGGGACACCCCAUACCUUUUCAGAAGCAGCAGUUUGUGGAUGUGGCUACUGGCUCUCUGGGCCAGGGCCUGGGUGUGGCCUGUGGGAUGGCCUACACUGGGAAGUACUUUGACAAGUCCAGCUACCGUGUGUUCUGUCUGAUGGGAGAUGGGGAGCUGUCUGAGGGGGCAGUGUGGGAGGCCAUGUCCUUCGCCUCCUACUACCAGUUGGACAACCUAGUGGCCAUCCUGGAUAUCAACCGUCUGGGCCAGACCGACCCAGCGCCCCUGCAGCACCACGUGGAGAAGUACCAGAAACGCUGUGAGGCCUUCGGUUGGCAUGCCAUCAUUGUGGAUGGGCACAGUGUGGAGGAGCUGUGUAAGGCUCUGAGCCAGGCUCGCCACCAGCCCACUGCCAUCAUCGCCAAGACCACCAAGGGCAAGGGCAUCCCAGCUGUGGAGGAUAAGAUGGGCUGGCAUGCCAAGCCCCUGCCCAAAGACAUGGCUGAGGGAGUCGUGAAGGAUCUGCAGGCGCGCAUCAUGAACAGCAGCAAGCGCCUGUACCCUGCCACGCCCGUAGAGGAUGCCCCGCCAGUCAGCCUGUGCAACAUCCGCAUGCCCAGCGCACCCGCCUACAAGCAGGGAGAGAAGGUUUCCACCAGGAAAGCCUAUGGCAUGGCCCUGGCUAAACUGGGUCGUUACAACGAGCGUGUGGUGGUCCUGGACGGAGACACCAACAACAUCACCUACUCAGAGAUCUUCAAGAACGAACAUCCCAACCGCUUUGUGGAGUGUUACAUUGCUCAACAGAACAUGGUGAGUGUUGCCACUGGUUGCGCUGCCCGUGAGAGGAACGUUGUGUACGCCAGCACCCUGGCUUCCUUCUUCACCCGCGCCUACGACCAGCUCCGCAUGGCUGCCAUCUCAGAGAGCAACAUCAAUCUGUGUGGCUCCCACUGCGGACUGUCCAUUGGAGAGGACGGGCCAUCUCAGAUGGGUCUAGAAGACAUAGCCAUGUUUAGGGCCAUCCCCACGGCAACCAUCUUCUACCCCAGCGAUGGUGUUUCUAUUGAAAAGGCAGUGGAGCUUGCCGCCAGCACAAAGGGUGUUUGCUACAUAAGAACCAGCCGCCCCGAGAAUCCCAUCAUCUACAGCAGCAAUGAGGACUUCCAUGUUGGACAGGCUAAGGUGGUGUACCAGAGUACGGAGGACAAGGUGACCGUGAUCGGAGCUGGGAUUACUCUGCAUGAGGCCGUGGCUGCAGCUGAGAUGCUCAAGAAAGAAAGGAUCUUCAUCAGGGUGAUUGACCCGUUCACCAUCAAACCCCUGGACUCCAAGACCAUCAUUGAGCAUGCUCGCCAGACCAGGGGGCGUAUCCUCACUGUAGAGGACCACUACUACGAAGGUGGUCUGGGGGAGGCAGUGUGCUCAGCGGUGGUGAACGAGCAGGGCUUCACCCUACAGCGGCUGGCCGUGGCCCACGUUCCCCGCAGCGGCAAGCCCAACGAGCUGCUCAAGAUUUACGGCAUCGACCGCGAAGCCAUUUGCCAGGCCAUCAGGAAGAUGCUCAGCGGCUCUGCCAACGCCAAGUAGCUCCACCCCUUCCUGCCUAAGCCCCACCCAACCCAAUUCUACCACCCCUCAGAUAAAUGUUUCAUGUCACAUGACACCACCCCACCCGGUAACCUCGCCCCCUCACUGUGAAAGUCCACCCCUGUGUUUACUGAAGUAACGUGAGUUUGUGCUGAAUGUACAUUUUGACGUAACCGUCACACAUUUCACUUUUUUUCCCUCAUACAUUACACACACACGCACGCACGCACGCGCACACACACACACACAAAACCCCACUCCCACUUCCUGGUAACCAUGGGUCAUCACAGGGUCAAGUUUAGAAAUUAAAAUGAGAGGUAGUCAUUAGUCCUCAAACCCGGUUGGCAGGUGUAGAUGGACAUUCUCCAUACCAAACAAUCCAAUAAAGACUGUACAUGUUGUUACUCAAUGCAGGUACCUUUAUGUGAUGCUUAUGUGUUUUUAAACUCUUCCUCUUUGAUAUUUUCAACCCCAAACAACCAGCAGCAGUCUAUUUUAAUACUUUUAUAUUGUUCUGAUGUAGUUCUGAAGACAGGGUGGGGCAUGUGGUAGUGAAAUCUAGGUGUCGUCUCCAUGACAUGUGGUAGUGAAAUCUAGGUGUUGUCUCCAUGACAUGUUUGUAGAACGUAGUCCAAUAAAAAAUAAACACAGACAAUCAAAUAGAAAUGUAUGUGGGCCAUAAAUAUCAGUGAAGUGAAAAGACUAUACAGUUUGAACCAUAUGUCUCUUUAAACCACAACACCCAACUUGUACUGGACAGCUCGUGUUAGCACAGCACACAUUAACUUCUUUUCAUCUCUACAGCUCAGGCGUAGACUAGCUAAACAUAUGGCGUCAGAGAACUGCCAAAAUGUUGUGCGUUCAACCUUUGGCAGAUAUCUAACUCCAUAUUAACACCUUUUACCUGGAUGAGCAAACAGGAAGAAGUACGUUAGCCCGAGCUGUCUGAACAUGCCAAUAAUGUUUCUAUUCCAUUUACAUUUUUGUCAUUUAGCAUAUGCUCUUAUCCAGAGUGAUUUACAGGAGCAGGAUCAAUGUGUUCUCUACAGCAAAUAGUUUGACUUGGAGGUCGGGGAGAGGGAUACAGGGCCAGCUAGGACUUACAGUAGGGUUGGGGUGAAUUCCAUUUGAAUUCAGUCAAUUCAGGAAGUGAAUUGAUCCUAACCCUGGAUUAGAGAGAGUCUCUGUGCUUGUGGCCAUGGGGAUGUUGGGAGCAUGCUGUUACAUCUGAACUGUGAACUUAGUACAACACCUCAUUCGUUACUUGAACUUCUGUAUGUACCUUAUACUUUUAUUUAUUAAAGCCCUCUGCAUUUGAAUUCUA